This is a messenger RNA of Carassius auratus (goldfish), 1251 nucleotides long. RefSeq names its product BTB/POZ domain-containing protein KCTD12-like. The transcript has a single exon. NCBI's taxonomy places the organism in Eukaryota, Metazoa, Chordata, Actinopteri, Cypriniformes, Cyprinidae. Gene Ontology annotation, cellular component: signaling receptor complex; presynaptic membrane; postsynaptic membrane. The record is from RefSeq and is a predicted model, not a curated record. Gene Ontology annotation, biological process: protein homooligomerization; regulation of G protein-coupled receptor signaling pathway. Bases 1 to 861 code for a protein of 286 amino acids. Gene Ontology annotation, molecular function: protein binding.
AUGGCUUUGGCGGAUCCCGAGUGUGGAAUAUCAAACGGCGCGGAUUCCGUCUCCCCGUUUUCUGACAUUAUUGAACUAAAUGUGGGAGGACAAGUGUAUGUGACACGGCACACGACUUUAAUAGCCGUACCGGAUUCUCUUCUGUGGGACAUGUUUAGUAGGAAAACACCGACAGAGCUGGCACGGGACAGCAAAGGUCGCUUCUUUCUGGACAGGGACGGCUUUCUUUUCCGAUACAUUUUAGACUACCUACGGGAUUUAAAUCUGGUUUUGCCUGACUAUUUUCCAGAGAAGAGCAGAUUACAGCGGGAGGCUGAGUUUUUUCAGCUGCGGGACCUGUCCAAGCUCUUGAGUCCCAAUAUGAGUAAAGACAACUCCAUCACCGAUGAGAUCUGCCAGAGUGACUCGGAGGAACCGAGCGCGCCUCCGCUUCUGGGACCCGACGCCUCGCGCACAGUGUCCGUCGCUGUCACCACUCACUCGCCCUCCCUCGAGUCCAAAAAGUCGGGCUACAUCACAGUCGGUUACCGGGGCUCAUACACAAUCGGAAGAGACAUUCAGACAGACGCCAAAUUCAGGCGAGUCGCGAGGAUCACGGUGUGCGGGAAGACCUCUUUGGCUAAGGAGGUGUUUGGAGACACUUUGAACGAGAGCAGAGACCCGGACCGUCCUCCGGAGAGGUACACAUCGCGCUAUUAUCUGAAAUACAAUUUUCUCGAGCAGGCGUUUGACAAACUGUCAGAGUUUGGCUUCCAUAUGGUCGCGUGCAGCUCCACUGGCACGUGCGCUUACUCUAGCAACGACCCAAACGAGGACAAAACCUGGACAAGCUACACAGAGUAUGUUUUCUGUCGAGAAUAAGCCAAAAUGUGUCGCAUUUAAGCGUGUACAGUAUAUAGGCAUUCCACUACAAGAGUAAAGUUUCAUCCGUGCUGGAGAGGUGUAGCCUAUUGAAGUUAUUCUUAUUCAUAAAUUUCUAGUUGUGUGCCUAAUAAAAUUGGCUGUUUACUCCGAGACUUUUUAAAUAGCCUACUACAUGUAUUACUAGUAUUAACACACGCAGAUUAACUAGCUAUCAUUGCACUUCUCUUCAUAGCUUCGGUUUGUUUGCAGAUAAAGUCAUAUUUAGAUUUGAGGGCCUGUUUGUAAAAAGUCCCAGAUGUGUUUUGUAUUUGCAUGCAUUUUAAUAAAUAGUUUUCUUCACGGAUCAAUGAUUUAACGGACGAUUCGACUUGGAGGAAAUAUAAAGUC